This is a messenger RNA of Prorocentrum cordatum, 600 nucleotides long. Lineage: Eukaryota; Dinophyceae; Prorocentrales; Prorocentraceae. The record is from the annotation of a GenBank genome assembly.
GCCGCGCGAGCCGAGCUCGGCGAGGCCGCGCCGAAGCUCCGGCGCGCCGAGCAGGGGCGAGGACCCGUCGCCCUCAGCGUCGGCCUCGGUGGCGGCGGGGCGCCCCCCGACGGCUUUGCCGACACGCCGCCGGACAGCCCGAAGCCCUCGCGCAGGGACGACCCGGCCGGGGACGGCAAGGGCGGUGGGCCGUGGGCGCCCGACCGCAUCGCGUCGUACACGGGGAAGAUGCCCGAGCACUUCUCGCUGCUCACGGCCCUCUUCGGCGAGUGCAGCAAGGACACCUGCGGGGCGUGGGACCAGCCGUGCACGCUCGGGCUCAUCCUCUCCAGCCUCCUCAUGGCCUGGACGUUCAAGAACCUGAAGGUGAUCUCGGACGUGUAUUUUGUGCCCUCCACGAUCGCCCUGGCCAGGGUCCUCGGCAUGCCCUCCGACGUCGCAGGCGCCACGCUGCUCGCGUUCGGCUCCAGCGCCCCGGAGUUCUGCACCAACGUGGUGGCCACCUUCUUCUCGGGCAGUGCCACGGGGGGUCGCCAGCAGCCAUCCACAACGUGCUGCUGGUCGUUGGUGUCUCUGGCAUAUUCGCCCUGCGCUCGCUGA